Molecule: messenger RNA, 2658 nt
Organism: Wickerhamiella sorbophila
Lineage: Eukaryota; Fungi; Ascomycota; Dipodascomycetes; Dipodascales; Trichomonascaceae
Exons: 1
Coding region: 1-2658 (885 amino acids)
Biological process (GO): cellular response to heat; regulation of DNA-templated transcription
Cellular component (GO): cytosol; cytoplasm
Molecular function (GO): transcription factor binding; ATP hydrolysis activity; ATP binding
Source: RefSeq, a predicted model, not a curated record
AUGUCAGAUCCUUCGCUCACAGAUCGUUCUACAAGACUAAUUCAGGACUCCGUCGAGUUGGCCAAGGAGCAUAGCCACCCGCAGGUUUCGCCUGUGCAUCUGCUCGCUGCGUUUACUCCUGACGAACAAGACGGAUCCCCAAGCUAUCUCAAAACCGUUGCUGAGAAGGCCCGCUACGAGUACCCCGUGCUCCAGCGUGCAAUUAACCAGGCGCUGGUCCGCCUCCCCUCGCAGAGCCCUGCUGCGGAUCCCCAAAUCUCGGGGCCCUUCCAGCAGGUGCUCAGCGCAGCCCAGAAAAUCCAGAAACAGCAAAAGGAUGCCUACCUCGGUCAGGACCACUUGCUGCUGGCUCUUCUGGACGAUUCCUCAACCAUUGCUCCUAUCCUCAAAACUGCUAAUAUGGACAAGGAAGCUCUUAAGAACGCCGUUGUCUCAAUCCGUGGCUCCCGCCGCAUCGAUAGCCGAACCGCAGACUCUUCGCAGCAGUUUGAGUUUUUGUCAAAGUAUGCAAUUGACUUGACCCAAAAGGCUCGCGAUGGUAAAGUGGACCCGGUUAUUGGUCGUGAAGAGGAAAUCCGCCGUUGUAUCCGCGUGCUCGCCCGUCGUACAAAGUCUAAUCCUUGUCUCAUCGGUGAUCCUGGUGUAGGCAAGACCUCAAUUGUCGAGGGCGUUGCUCAGCGUAUCGUUGAUGGUGAUAUCCCUAGUGUUCUUGCCAACUGUCGCUUGUUUGCUCUCGAUUUGGGUGCUCUCAAAGCCGGUGCAAAGUACCAGGGUGAAUUCGAGGAGCGCAUCAAGGGUGUGCUCAACGAUAUUGAGGAGUCCAACGACAUGAUCAUUCUUUUUAUUGAUGAGAUCCACAUGCUCAUGGGUGAUGGCAAGUCCGAUGCCGCUAAUUUGUUGAAGCCCAUGUUGGCCCGUGGUGAAUUGCACUGCAUUGGUGCCACCACUGUCGAUGAGUACCGCAAGUUUGUUGAAAAGGACGGUGCUUUCGAGCGUCGUUUCCAGAAGAUCGACGUCCCCGAGCCUACUGUCCCUCAAACUGUGGCUAUUCUUCGUGGUCUGUCUAGCAAGUACGAGUUACACCAUGGUGUACGAAUUCUUGAUUCCGCUCUGGUCUCGGCUGCCACUUUGGCUUCUCGUUACCUAACCUAUCGCAAACUUCCCGAUAGUGCCGUUGACUUGAUCGACGAGGCUGCCGCCAGCGUUGCGGUCGCUCGUGACUCUCGCCCCGAGGAGCUGGACUCCCUGGAGCGUGAAUUGCAGCUUGUUGAGGUCGAAAUCAAUGCUCUCGAGCGUGAUAAAAAGGCCGAUUCAGCUGCUAAGGAGCGUCUCCAAGGCGCCCGUAAGAGAAAGGCCGACAUCCAGGAGCAGCUCGAGCCUCUACGUGCCAGAUACGCUCAGGAGCGUGCUGGUCUUGACGAGCUGAACGAAACCAAGAAGAAACUCGAGGAGCUUGAAAUCAAGGCUCUCGAUGCUGAACGUCGUCACGAUCUGGCGACAAGCGCCGAUCUCCGCUACUUUGCAAUUCCUGAUAUCCAAAAGAAGUUGGAAGAGAUGGAGAACGCAUACAAGAACCGUGAAGGCGCCAUGCUUGAAGAUGUCGUGGAUAGUGAAAAGGUUGCUGAAACUGCCGCCCGCCUCACUGGCAUCCCUGUUUCCAAGCUUAGCGAGGCCGAAAACCAAAAGCUUGUGUCAAUGGAGCGCACUCUGAAUCGCGACGUUGUUGGACAACCCGAGGCGGUCAAGGCUGUCUCGAAUGCGAUUCGGUUGACCCGCUCUGGUUUGGCAAACCCCAAUGCUCCCGCCAGUUUCCUGUUUUUGGGUCUGUCUGGUUCCGGUAAAACCGAGCUUGCUAAGAAGAUCGCUGGCUUCUUGUUCAAUGACGAGAAGGCCAUGAUCCGCAUUGACUGCUCAGAGUUGUCUGAGAAGCACUCUGGAUCCAAACUCAUUGGUGCUGCUCCUGGCUACGUUGGAUACGAGGAGGGCGGUAUCCUGACCACCCAGCUGGCUCGCCACCCUUACUCUGUUGUACUACUUGAUGAAGUCGAAAAGGCUGCUCCUGACGUGUUGACCAUUCUGUUGCAGGUUCUCGACGAUGGUGUUGUGCGGGCAUCAAACGGCAAAGUCGUUAAUGCCUCAAACGCCUUGUUCAUCAUGACCUCGAACCUUGGUGCCAGUGCCAUCCAAAAGAUGCCUGGCGACAAGAUCGACCCCAUGACCCAGGACCUUGUUAUGCAGGCUGUGCACGCACACUUCCGUCCCGAAUUCAUCAACCGUAUUUCAAGCAUCAUUGUUUUCAACCGGUUGUCUCAUCUGGCAAUUGGCAAGAUCGUGGACAUUCGUCUGAAGGAGAUCGAGCAGCGGUUCGCUCGGAACAACCGCAAGAUCAAACUCGAGCUCGCGAAGCCCGCCCGCGAGUGGCUUGCCGAAAACGGAUGGGACAAAGAUAUGGGUGCUCGUCCACUGAACCGCUUGAUCCAGAACGAGAUCCUGAACCCUCUGGCUAUCCUGUUGCUGCGUGGUGCGGUGCAAGACGGCGAGACCGUCAAAGUCGACGUUAGUCCCUCUACCAGCGGCCUAAUUGUGCACGGCAACCACGAGGUCGAAGGCCUCGACUACGAUACCGAUAUGGAUGAUAUCGAUGCCGACCUUGAUUAA